CUGAGCACAGAUCCUUAAAAAAAAUAACAGUUAAAACAAAAAUUCCAUAAAAUUUUUUUCAAUUAUUUCAAAUUCUCGUGCAGUGUAAAUUAAAUCGUGUAUAAUUGUGUUUUUUCUUGUUCUCGUACUGUUAUUGAAAAAUAAGUAAAUAUGCCUGCUUAUCGUGAACUCCGUCUGUUGAGAUCUGCACGUCGCGUGCUCAGCUACGAGCACCGUCUACGUGCUGUCCGCGCCUACUCCUCAAAGUGCGACAAGCCGAAAGGCGUGGUCGUUGGUGUCUACCAGAAGGAUGGCGACAAACCGCUGAAGUCUUCGGAGAAUGGUGUCUUGCUGGACGAUGCUGUCGGUGGCAAGAUUAUGAGCCUGAUCCGGGAGCGCGGCAUGGACGGACGUCCCGGCAGGGGCCUGCUUUUCAAUGGCUUGGACGGAGAGUUCCAAACGGUUGCCGUCGUAGGCAUGGGUCCCGCUGGUGCUGGCUAUAACGAGGCAGAGGAACUGGACGAGGGUAUGGAAAAUACUCGCAUUGCGGCCGGAACUGGAGCGCGUGCCCUGCAACUACAUCGCAUGACCGAGGUGCACGUCGACGGCAUGGACUUCCCCGAACAAGCUGCCGAGGGUGCUGCGCUCGCCGUAUGGCGCUACAAUGCCAACAAGCGCAAGAAGAACCGUCUGCCCACACCCAAACUGCACAUGUAUGGCAAGGGCGAUCAUGACGCUUGGGUCCGUGGUCUGUUCAAGGCCGAAUCCCAGAAUCUGGCGCGUCGUCUUUCCGAUACACCGGCUAAUCAGAUGACCCCUUCCAUUUUCGCGCAAGCAACUGUCGAUGCACUGUGCCCCUGCGGCGUCUCUGUGGAAGUGCGAUCGAUGGACUGGAUAGAGGACAUGAGCCUGAACUCCUUCCUAAUGAUUGCCAAGGGCUCCUGCGAGCCACCUCUCCUACUCGAGUGCACCUACUGCGGCACAUCGCCCGAAGACAAGGCCGUGCUGAUGUUGGGCCAGGGUCUGACCUUCCACAGUGGCGGCCUCUGCCUUAAGAGGAAAGACGGCAUGGACCAAUACCGCGGAUCCAUGGCUGGAGCUGCCGUCUGCGUGGGCGUUCUCCGCGCCGCCGCCGCCCUUUCGCUGCCCAUGAACAUCUCGGCGGUGAUGCCCCUGUGCGAACACAUGCCAUCCGGCAUGGCAGUUAAAUGCGGCGAUGUGGUGACUCUGCUGAACGGCGUCACACUUGGCAUUAAAAAUGUGGACAAGGCGCCGGUGGUUAUGCUGGCAGAUCCUUUGCUGUACGCGCAAGCAAACUUCAAGCCCAAGAUGAUUGUCAGCAUUGGCACAAUCGGCCAGGGUGUCAACCAGGGACUCGGAGGCAGUGCUACCGGUCUCUGGAGUAACUCUAGCUAUGUGGCCAAGGAAUUCCGCAAGGCGGGCAGCAUCACCGGAGAUCGAAUCUGGCGCAUGCCACUCUUCCGCUACUUCAGACAGAUAGUCACCAAGAACUCUACCUAUGACAUGAGCAACUCUGGACGCGGACCAGCCUCCUCCAGUCUGGCAGCUGCCGUUCUGCACACACUGGUGCCCUGCCUCGACUGGGCUCAUCUUGACAUCCGCGGCACUGGCAUGUUGACCUCUGUCAACACCCUGCCCUAUUUACUCAAGAACAGUAUGACUGGUCGUCCAACACGCACAGUCAUCCAGUUCAUGUACCAAUUAGCCUGCUCGCAAAAUUAGGCACAGAAUGGCCGAUUUUUUUUUUGGUUAAAAAGUAAUAUUUUCGAAAUGUAUGUUUGGAACAAGUGUAUUAAAUGGAUUACUUUGCGCGAGUGAAGUAUGCGACACAGUUAACGACACAA
Messenger RNA from Drosophila virilis, 1844 nucleotides. RefSeq names its product cytosol aminopeptidase. Gene Ontology annotation, cellular component: cytoplasm. Gene Ontology annotation, molecular function: metalloaminopeptidase activity; manganese ion binding. NCBI's taxonomy places the organism in Eukaryota, Metazoa, Arthropoda, Insecta, Diptera, Drosophilidae. Gene Ontology annotation, biological process: proteolysis. The record is from RefSeq and is a predicted model, not a curated record.